Molecule: messenger RNA, 3244 nt
Organism: Eutrema salsugineum
Lineage: Eukaryota; Viridiplantae; Streptophyta; Magnoliopsida; Brassicales; Brassicaceae
Product: putative receptor-like protein kinase At3g47110
Exons: 2
Coding region: 1-3087 (1028 amino acids)
Biological process (GO): protein phosphorylation
Molecular function (GO): protein kinase activity; protein binding; ATP binding
Source: RefSeq, a predicted model, not a curated record
AUGGAUUUUCCAUGUAUGGUCAUGAGACUGAUUCUUGUAUUUGCUUUCUUUGUCAUUGUGCCACUUGAAAAUCCAGAUGUGGUAGGUGCUCAAACAAUCAGAUUGACGGAGGAUACUGAUAAACAAGCAUUGCUCGAGUUCAAGUCUCAGAUUUCUGAAAGAAGCAGAGUGGUGUUAGACUCGUGGAAUGGCUCCCUUCCUUUCUGUAGGUGGACUGGAGUUAUGUGCGGCGCCAAACACAAAAGAGUGACUGGUCUGGACCUUGGAGGGCUGAAACUUACUGGUAUUGUCUCCCCCUUUAUCGGUAACCUCUCAUUUCUUAGGAUAUUGAAUCUUGCAGACAACUUUUUCCGUGGUGCCAUCCCUUUAGAGGUUGGAAAUUUGUUCAGGCUUCAAAAUCUGAACAUGAGCAAUAAUUUCCUUGGAGGGGCUAUUCCGGUUGUUCUUUCUAACUGCUCUAGCCUUGCAUCCCUUGAUUUAUCAUCUAAUAAUCUUGAACAAGGCGUGCCUUCUGAGUUCGGUUUGCUUUCUAAGCUUGUCGUUCUAUCUCUUGGUAGAAACAAUCUAACAGGGAAAUUCCCUGCCUCAUUGGGAAACUUGACAUCACUCCAGAUGCUUGAUGUUAUAUAUAAUCAAAUCGAAGGAGAGAUCCCUGGGAGUAUAGCCAGACUGAAGCAGAUGGUCUUUUUCCGAAUAGCAUUAAACAAGUUUACAGGUGUUUUCCCUCUUCCAAUAUACAACCUGUCCUCACUUAUGUUCCUGUCCAUAACCAGCAAUAGUUUCUCAGGCACCCUUAGAUCUGACUUUGGUUCUCUUCUCCCUAACCUUCAGAUACUAUAUAUGGGGAUAAAUAAUUUCACGGGUACCAUUCCAGAGACACUUUCCAAUAUCUCAACUCUUAGACAUCUUGAUAUUCCAUCUAACCAUCUUACUGGAAAUAUACCAUCGAGUUUCGGGAAACUUCAGAAUUUAUUAAGGUUAGGCCUUAAUAAUAACUCUCUGGGAAACUACUCUUCUGGUGAUCUUGAUUUUCUUGGUGCACUGGCUAACUGCACUCAGUUGCAGUACCUGAAUGUUGGCUUCAACAAACUUAGAGGUCAGUUACCUGUGUCCAUAGCCAAUCUCUCCACUCAUUUAACUGAGCUCUCCCUUGGCGGAAAUCUCAUCUCUGGAAGUAUUCCUCAUGACAUACAGAAUCUCGUACGCCUGCAAACAUUAGACUUAGGUGGAAAUCUAUUGACAGGCAUACUUCCUCCAUCGUUGGGAGAACUUUCUGAACUGAGAAAAGUCUUGCUCUAUUCAAAUAAACUGUCUGGAGAGAUACCAUCUUCCUUGGGAAAUAUCACUUGGCUCACAUACCUCUAUUUGCUGAACAACAGUUUUGAAGGAAGCAUUCCUUCAAGUCUUGGAAGUUGCAAGUACCUUCUAGACCUGAACCUCGGGACUAAUAAGUUGAAUGGCAUCAUACCUCAUGAGCUUAUGGAACUUCCAUCUCUUGUCAUCUUAAAUGUCUCAUUUAAUUCAUUGGUCGGUCCUUUGAGAGAAGAUGUUGGAAAGCUUAAAUUUCUGCUUGCUCUAGACGUUUCGUACAAUAAACUAUCAGGACAGAUUCCACGGUCUUUGGUGAACUGUCUCUCACUAGAAUUCCUUUGGCUGCAAGGAAAUUCAUUUGUCAGGCCCAUUCCGGAUAUAAGACGAUUGACUGGCCUCAGGUUCCUAGAUCUGUCUAAGAACAAUCUCUCAGGUCCGAUACCUGAAUAUUUAGCGAAGUUUUCUAAGCUGCAGAAUCUGAAUCUCUCUAUGAACAACUUCGAAGGAGCUGUGCCAACAGAAGGGAUAUUUCGUAAUGCCAGUGCAGUGUCAGUCACUGGUAACAUAAACCUCUGUGGAGGCAUAGCGUCAUUACAGCUUGAGCCAUGUUCUGUUGAAUUACCAGGACGGCAUUCAUCAGUUAGAAAGAUUAUCGCUAUCUGUGUCAGUGCAGGUAUGGUAGCACUUCUGUUAAUUCUUUCUGUGGUUUCUAUAUAUUGGUUCAAACAGAGAAAAAGUGUAAGGGAUAAAGAUAAUGAGAAUGGUCGGUCUUUCUCUCCCUUGAAGUUUUUCUAUAAUGAAAAGAUAAGUUAUCGUGAGCUCUACAAGACAACUGAUGGCUUCUCUUCCAGCAAUUUGAUUGGGUCAGGUAACUUUGGGGCUGUGUUUAAGGGAUUUCUUUUGUCCAAGAAGAAGGCUGUUGCCAUUAAAGUUUUGAAUCUCUGCAAACGUGGAGCUGCAAAGAGCUUCGUGGCAGAAUGUGAAGCAUUAAGAGGCAUAAGGCAUCGCAACCUUGUGAAGUUGGUUACUGUCUGUUCGAGUGUGGAUUUUGAAGGAAAUGAUUUUAGAGCUCUAGUUUACGAGUUCAUGCCUAACGGAAACUUAGACAUGUGGCUGCACCGAGAUGAGGUAGAUGAAAUGGACAACCGGUCAAGAACCCUGACCCUUUUUGAAAGACUCAACAUUGCAAUAGAUGUUGCUUCGGCUCUGGUUUAUCUUCAUACUUAUUGUCACAAUCCUAUAGCCCACUGUGAUCUUAAGCCAAGCAAUAUUCUUCUAGACGAAGAUUUCACUGCUCGUGUAAGUGACUUUGGUUUGGCUCGACUCCUCCUGAAAUUCGACCGGGAAUCAUUUCAUAUUCAGUUCAGCUCUGCGGGUGUUCGUGGAACCAUCGGAUAUGCUGCACCAGAAUACGGAAUGGGAGGUCAUCCAUCGAUAGUGGGAGAUGUGUACAGCUUUGGAAUCCUCCUGUUGGAAAUUUUCACAGGAAAAAGGCCCACUGAUAAGUUAUUCGUGGAUGGUUUAACUCUCCAUGGAUUUACUAAAUCAGCAUUGCAGGAACAAAUGCCACUAGAUAUCACAGACGAGUCUAUUCUCUGUGGUGCAGAAAAUCAGGUUCUCGGGGUCGAAAAGGUGGAAUGCUUGACCCAGCUUGUGUAUCAGGUGGGAAUCAGGUGUUCAGAAGAAUCACCGGUGAACCGUAUAUCGAUGGCUGAGGCCUUAAGCAAGCUAGUCUCUGUCAGAGACACGUUUUUUGAAGACGAGAAAACCCUUUAGAUGACAAAGAAUCUAUCUUUUUACAGUAAGAGAUUGGGUAUAGGUACGCAUAUACAGUCAUUAAUUGAUCUUAAACAAUACUUUAGAAACGCGCGCACACACACACACACAUGUAUAUACAUCAAUAAUAUGGGGAGCAUGUAAUAUUUGUUCAAUA